AUGGCGUGGGAUCCACCCUUACAGCAUCCUUUCUUCUGGAUGAAGCCUUCUUCCCUCUUCUUGUCGUGCUCCAGAGCUGCCAUAGCACAGUUAAUCGAGGCCACCACAGAACCCCCCAAAAAGAAGCCGGACCCUGUCACUUCGGAGACGGUGGUGAUCUGGGGGCUGCGCCUCUGGCAGGUGAUUGGUAUCUUUGCCAUCUUUGUCCUGGCAGUCAUUAUUACCCUGUGCUGUAUCUUCAAGUGCCGGAUUCCCCGGACAAAGAAAGAGAUCGAGGCACGAUAUGCUCAACGGCAAGCAGCCAAGACGUAUGCAGACAAACUGGAGACUGUGCCACCACUCAAUGAGCUGACAGAGAUCCCUGGAGCUCAGGUGGCAGAAGAAAAAAAAGAAGACGUUCCCACUGUAUCUGGAAAAGUGGACAAGAAAGAGGGGAAAGAUGCCAAAAAGAAAGAAGGA
Molecule: messenger RNA, 459 nt
Organism: Cygnus atratus (black swan)
Lineage: Eukaryota; Metazoa; Chordata; Aves; Anseriformes; Anatidae
Gene: TMIE
Product: transmembrane inner ear
Exons: 5
Source: RefSeq, a predicted model, not a curated record